Linnemannia hyalina is the source of this 417-nucleotide messenger RNA. NCBI's taxonomy places the organism in Eukaryota, Fungi, Mortierellomycota, Mortierellomycetes, Mortierellales, Mortierellaceae. The record is from the annotation of a GenBank genome assembly.
AUGGACUGGUAUCUCAAGGCCGCUGAUCAAGGAUAUGCUCUCUCUCAAUACAGCAUUGGGUGUCUCUACAGGAACGGCGAAGGUGUUCCCCAAGAUUACGCACUGGCGAUGGAAUGGUUCCUCAAGGCAGCCAAUCAAGGUGAUUCUUUUGCUCAAAACAACAUCGGCCUUCUCUGCAACCAUGGUCGAGGUGUUCCUCUGGAUUACGCGCAGGCGAUGGACUGGUUCCUCAAGGCUGCCAAGCAAGGGAACGACGUUGCUCAAUUCAACAUCGGCCUAUGUUAUAUCAACGGGCAAGGUGUUCCACAGGAUUAUACAAAGGCCGCGUGGUGGUUCUCUAAGGCUGCUCACCGAGGACACGAUUACGCCAAGAUAGUAUUGGAGGCUUUGCAGGGAAUUGGCGUUGUUGUGAAUUAA